This is a messenger RNA of Durio zibethinus, 2538 nucleotides long. RefSeq lists its product as uncharacterized. The record is from RefSeq and is a predicted model, not a curated record. Lineage: Eukaryota; Viridiplantae; Streptophyta; Magnoliopsida; Malvales; Malvaceae. Gene Ontology annotation, molecular function: protein binding.
UGUAAGCCUUAAAAGCCCAAAAGUAAAGACCAAACAAACAGAGUUGAGCUGAACAUAUCAAAUCUCAAACUCAACACAAAUCAAAGAAGACAGAAAAACGUCUCCUGUUUUCUCGUCAUCGCACUCUCCCUCCGUUUCUCUGUUUAUAACUUCAAAGCCUGAAAAACACUCUCCUCAAUCCUCCACUUCAUCUCCGCCGUCUAUUUCGUUGACUUUCCUCAAACUCUAUCAAAGUCAAACCUCUUAACUACAUCAAAUUACUGUAAAAAAAAAAAACUAUAUACAAACCCCAGAUUGCACAUACCAUUAAAACUGAAAGACUUCUCAUAAGCCGCAACCACACAGGAUCCGUCCCCCUUGUCUCACCUUCCUACUUUGAUCCUAUAGCCAUUGAAGAACAAACAAGAAAAAAAAAGUUUUAAGACUUUUUUUUUUCUUAAGAAAUAAGAAAAAUCCAAAAUUAAGAAGAAAAAGAAACCCUAGAGUGUCAUGAUCAGAUGUUAUCGGGUGUAUGAUAAGAGACGCCAUGAUCAACACAGCCAACGGUAUGAUUUCGGCAUCAUCUUCAUCGGCGAACGCUCAAUCGCCGGGUUUGAAGACUUAUUUUAAAACUCCAGAAGGUCGAUAUAAGCUUCAAUAUGAAAAAACUCACCCUUCUGGCCUACUUCACUAUGCUCAUGGCAAAACUGUUACUCAGGUUACCCUAGCGCUUCUGAAGGAUAAGCCAGCUCCGUCAACUCCGACAGCUUCAUCAUCCAGCUUCAGUGCUAGCAGUGGGGUAAGAUCAGCAGCAGCGAGGUGGCUAGGUGCUGGGAAUGGGAGCCGUGCAAUUGGCUUUGCUGGAGGGAAUGGUGGGGGUAAAAGUGUUAGUAGUACUAGUAGGAUUGGGUCAUUGGGUGCUUCGAGUUCAAGUAAUUCAAUGACUAAUACAAAUUUCGAUGGGAAAGGAACUUAUUUAAUCUUCAAUGUUGGUGAUGCUAUUUUUAUAAGUGAUUUGAAUUCUCAGGAUAAGGAUCCAAUAAAGUCCAUCCAUUUCAGUAGUUCGAACCCUGUCUGCCAUGCAUUUGAUCAGGAUGCCAAGGAUGGGCAUGAUUUGCUUAUUGGGUUGAAUUCUGGUGAUGUUUACUCGGUGUCAUUGAGACAACAGUUACAGGAUGUUGGAAAGAAGCUUGUUGGGGCACAGCAUUACAAUAAAGAUGGUUCUGUCAAUAACAGUCGCUGUACUAGUAUUGCGUGGGUUCCUGGAGGUGAUGGCGCUUUUGUGGUUGCUCAUGCUGAUGGAAAUAUGUAUGUGUAUGAAAAGAACAAGGAUGGUGCUGGUGAUUCUUCAUUCUCUGUUAUCAAAGACCAAACUCAAUUUUCUGUUGCGCAUGCACGUUAUAGUAAGAGUAACCCAAUUGCGAGAUGGCAUAUUUGUCAAGGUUCAAUUAAUAACAUUGCUUUCUCCUUUGAUGGAGUCUACUUAGCAACCGUUGGAAGAGAUGGUUAUCUGCGAGUUUUUGACUAUUCAAAAGAACAUCUUGUGUGUGGUGGCAAAAGUUAUUAUGGUGCUCUACUAUGUUGUGCUUGGAGUAUGGAUGGGAAAUAUAUUCUGACUGGAGGUGAAGAUGACUUGGUUCAAGUUUGGAGUAUGGAAGAUCGAAAGGUUGUGGCAUGGGGUGAGGGGCCCAACUCAUGGGUUAGUGGAGUGGCGUUUGAUUCAUAUUGGUCAUCACCCAAUUCAGAUGGCACAGGGGAGACUGUGAUGUACCGGUUUGGUUCUGUUGGUCAGGAUACACAGUUGUUAUUAUGGGACCUGGAAAUGGAUGAAAUUGUAGUGCCAUUGCGUCGACCUCCAGGUGGAUCUCCCACUUACAGCACUGGGAGCCAAUCUUCCCACUGGGACAAUGUAUGCCCAUUGGGUACCCUGCAACCUGCCCCAAGCAUUCGAGAUGUUCCAAAAAUUUCACCAGUGGUUGCUCAUCGAGUUCAUACUGAACCCCUCUCGAGCUUGAUUUUUACCCAGGAAUCUGUACUUACUGUUUGUCGAGAGGGGCACAUAAAAAUCUGGAUGAGACCCGGUGUUGCAGAAAGCCAAUCAAGCAACAGUGAAACUGUGUUGAGUACCAGUUCCAAGGAUAAACCAUUACUUUCCAGCAAGAUUGGCAGUUCUAGCUACAAACAAUGACCAGACGAUCAUCGAAAGAUGCAAGGCAAAGAUCAAAGCUCUUUUAUUUUUUCAGCUGGAGUUGCAUUUCUAUUUGCUAGUGUGGCCGUUCAUUUCUCUUUAUCCAGUUGGUUUUCUGAAAGUACAACCAUGUGAACAUAAUUGAAUUGCAAUGAGAUUAACCAACUGAAUCCAUUGAAUAUUCAAGGACAAAAAUGCCAUUGACGGCACAAAGAGUUCUGGAGGGAGAACGAACCUCCAUUGUAAGUACAAACGGCUAUUCCUAGAAUAUCUGACAGUGACUGGUAUAACAUGGAGUUGCUCCUUUAAGAUUUGUAGUAUUUUCUUAGAGGUGCAUUUGAGUGAUUAUUUGUUAUUGUUGAUGCAUCAUC